Molecule: messenger RNA, 4951 nt
Organism: Oncorhynchus keta (chum salmon)
Lineage: Eukaryota; Metazoa; Chordata; Actinopteri; Salmoniformes; Salmonidae
Gene: ptpn9b
Product: protein tyrosine phosphatase non-receptor type 9b
Exons: 13
Coding region: 1-2154 (717 amino acids)
Biological process (GO): protein dephosphorylation
Molecular function (GO): protein tyrosine phosphatase activity
Source: RefSeq, a predicted model, not a curated record
AUGCUGUGUUUACGGCUCUGUGUGUUUCAGCCUGGUCGUGAUGCUAAGGGUGCUGCUCUGGCUCUGUUCACCGCUCGUCUCCACCGCUCUGACGUCACUACCCAUAGGGCUGUGCUGCAGGCCAUCAUCUUUCAGCUGGACAAAGCCAUCGAGAGUGUUGACACCCAGAGAGAUGGUUUAAUAUUCAUCUAUGACAUGACCAACUCCAGCUAUGGGAACUUUGACUAUGAGCUCUGUGUCAAGAUCCUCAACCUCCUCAAGGGUGCGUUCCCAGCGCGUCUGAAGUGUGUGUUCAUCGUGUCGUCUCCUCUCUGGUUCAGAGCUCCCUUCGCCGUCCUCAGACUCUUCGUACGUGAGAAGCUGAGAGAGAGGGUGUGUACAGUGAAGGCCCACGAGCUGUCCAAUUACAUCCCAGUCUCUUCUCUUCCGGAACACCUGGACGGAACCUCCCGGUACAGCCACGUUGCCUGGAUACAGUCCUGCGUCAACACACACACCGCCCCAGGCGACGCGCACACACACCCGCACGACACACACGACUGCGUGGGCAGCCUGUUGCUCUCGUACAGCCUGGAGCCUCACAACGCUAACGCCGCCGCUACGUUAGCCGCUACGCAAACCUCCAUAGACUCCCACUCAGAUUCGCCGCUGCUGUUAGCCUCCGAGCUAGCGUUAGCGGCUACGGCUAACUCCAACUGCUACGACGACAGUAAUGCUAACCCACACGUCCACUGUGGUACAGUGAACGGCAGGACUCGAGGCCGGGCCCAGAACAGCCCCCAGAGCUCUGGACCACAGAGGAAUCGCCAACAUUGGAACGGUUCUGCCCGUAGCUACGGGGUCAAGGCAGGGUUGGGGGUUAAUACCGUUGUUGGGGUUGUUAGCGGCGCUAGCCCCAAUGCUAACAGCGCGAAUGGUCGCCAACCCCCUCCCCAGUCGGACACGCCCCCGGACACACCCGUCCACCACAAAGUAGUAGGAAUUACGAUGACGGGUGGCGGGUCAGAAACCCUCGUCGACGGAACAGCGAACGAGGAAGAGCGGGAGGAAGAGGAGGAAGAGGAUGAGGUCGAUGGGGUGCCUCCUCUCCCUCAGAAGUCUCUCCCACGCCACCCGCCGUCCCAGUGCCCCUCACUCUGCGGCGCGUCUCAGCCGGACGAGGACCCUUGUCCCCAGGAAGAGGUGUCUGUACACAUGCCUGACGAGGUGGGGAUGAACGUGUUGGAGCUGGUGGAGCACGUGAAGAAGAGGAAGAAGAAAGGAAUCUACCAGGAGUACGAAGAGAUACGCAAGGAGCCUCCUACUGGUAGCUUUGACUACAGCAAAAAGCUGUCCAAUCAGAUCAAGAACAGGUACAGUGAUGUCCUCUGUCUGGACCAAUCACGUGUCAGACUCUGCCAGCUCUGUGAUGAUGAGGACGAGACGUCAGACUACAUCAAUGCUAGUCUUAUGGACGGCUACAAGAGGAGCAACGCUUAUAUCGCAACUCAGGGUCCUCUGCCGAAGACGUUUGGUGAUUUCUGGCUCAUGGUGUGGGAGCAGAUGGUGCUGAUAGUUGUCAUGACUACCAGGGUGGUAGAGCGUGGGAGAGUAAAGUGUGGUCAGUACUGGCCGAAAGAGGAGGGGACAACGGAGCAGCAUGGACACUUCCUGGUUAGGAACACAUCCAUCCAGCUAUAUCAGGACUUUAGACUGUCUCAGCUGGAACUAUACAACAGCCAGACAGGUGAGAGGAGGGAGGUCUCCCACUACCUGUAUGUCAGCUGGCCAGACUUCGGUGUGCCCAAGUGUGCGUUGGCCAUGUUAGAUUUCCGUGAGCAUGUGCAGCAGCGGCAGGAGGCGGCGCUGAGGAGUCUGGGAGCUGAGUGGGUGGGACCCCCAGGUGGGCCACCGCUGGUCGUACACUGCAGCGCAGGCAUCGGACGCACAGGUACGUUCUGUACCCUGGACAUCUGUCUGUCCAGGCUGGAGGACAUUGGGACGGUGGAUGUGUGUGAGACAGUGAGGAGGAUGAGGACCCAGAGAGCCUUCAGUAUACAGACCUGGGAUCAGUAUUACUUCUGCUACACGGCCGUCAUCGAGUACGCACAGCGACGCGGCAAACUGACCCCGGUACAGUGGUCCGAUUCAGACCUGGAGACAGACAGCGAGUGACGGGGAUGGAAUGAACGCAGGCUGAGGGAGAUGGAGGAGGGAUGGAAACAGGAUGUGUCCCAGGAAGAGGAAGAGGGUGGAGGAUGGAAUGAACGCAGGCUGAGGGAGAUGGAGGAGGGAUGGAAACAGGAUGUGUCCCAGGAAGAGGAAGAGGAAUAGGGUGGAGGAUGGAAUGAACGCAGGCUGAGGGAGAUGGAGGAGGGAUGGAAACAGGAUGUGUCCCAGGAAGAGGAAGAGCGUGUGAAAGCUAAACGACUCUUUGAGUUACUCCCCCAAUCAUGAGGAGGAGAAGAAGAUGAGCUGUAUCAAUGAUAGAUUGACUGACUGAUUGAUGGAGCAGUGUCCUGCCAUUUAGUAUGUAGUGGGGCGGCUCUGAGCUGUCCUGUCCCUCCCAUAGAGCUAAGAGGAGCUGGCCUGUCCCUCCCAUAGAGCUAAGAGGAGCUGUCCUGUCCCUCCCAUAGAGCUAAGAGGAGCUGUCCUGUCCCUCCCAUAGAGCUAAGAGGAGCUGGCCUGUCCCUCCCAUAGAGCUAAGAGGAGCUGUCCUGUCCCUCCCAUAGAGCUAAGAGGAGCUGUCCUGUCCCUCCCAUAGAGCUAAGAGGAGCUGUCCUGUCCCUCCCAUAGAGCUAAGAGGAGCUGGCCUCUCCUCUCCUGGCCUGGUCUGGCCUGUUUCUCCCAUAGAGCUAAGAGGAGCUGGCCUCUCCUGUCCUGGCCUGGUCUGGCCUGUCCCUCCCAUAGAGCUAAGAGGAGCUGGCCUCUCCUGUCCUGGCCUGGUCUGGCCUGUUUCUCCCAUAGAGCUAAGAGGAGCUGGCCUCUCCUGGUCUGGCCUGUCCCUCCCAUAGAGCUAAGAGGAGCUGGCCUCUCCUGUCCUGGCCUGGUCUGGCCUGUUUCUCCCAUAGAGCUAAGAGGAGCUGGCCUCUCCUGUCCUGGCCUGGUCUGGCCUGUCCCUCCCAUAGAGCUAAGAGGAGCUGGCCUCUCCUCUCCUGGCCUGGUCUGGCCUGUUUCUCCCAUAGAGCUAAGAGGAGCUGGCCUCUCCUGUCCUGGCCUGGUCUGGCCUGUCCCUCCCAUAGAGCUAAGAGGAGCUGGCCUCUCCUGUCCUGGCCUGGUCUGGCCUGUUUCUCCCAUAGAGCUAAGAGGAGCUGGCCUCUCCUGUCCUGGCCUGGUCUGGCCUGUUUCUCCCAUAGAGCUAAGAGGAGCUGGCCUCUCCUGUCCUGGCCUGGUCUGGCCUGUUUCUCCCAUAGAGCUAAGAGGAGCUGGCCUCUCCUGUCCUGGCCUGGUCUGGCCUGUCCCUCCCAUAGAGCUAAGAGGAGCUGGCCUCUCCUGUCCUGGCCUGGCCUGUCCUGGCCUGGUCUGGCCUGUUUCUCCCAUAGAGCUAAGAGGAGCUGGCCUCUCCUGUCCUGGUCUGGCCUGUUUCUCCCAUAGAGCUAAGAGGAGCUGUCCUCUCCUGUCCUGGUCUGGCCUGUUUCUCCCAUAGAGCUAAGAGGAGCUGUCCUCUCCUGUCCUGGCCUGGUCUGGCCUGUUUCUCCCAUAGAGCUAAGAGGAGCUGGCCUCUCCUGUCCUGUCCUGUCCUGGUCUGGCCUGUUUCUCCCAUAGAGCUAAGAGGAGCUGUCCUGUCCUGUCCUGGCCUGGCCUGGUCUGGCCUGUUUCUCCCAUAGAGCUAAGAGGAGCUGGCCUCUCCUGUCCUGGCCUGGCCUGUCCUGGCCUGGUCUGGCCUGUUUCUCCCAUAGAGCUAAGAGGAGCUGGCCUCUCCUGUCCUGGUCUGGCCUGUUUCUCCCAUAGAGCUAAGAGGAGCUGUCCUCUCCUGUCCUGGUCUGGCCUGUUUCUCCCAUAGAGCUAAGAGGAGCUGUCCUCUCCUGUCCUGGCCUGGUCUGGCCUGUUUCUCCCAUAGAGCUAAGAGGAGCUGGCCUCUCCUGUCCUGGCCUGGCCUGGUCUGGCCUGUUUCUCCCAUAGAGCUAAGAGGAGCUGGCCUCUCCUGUCCUGUCCUGUCCUGGUCUGGCCUGUUUCUCCCAUAGAGCUAAGAGGAGCUGGCCUCUCCUGUCCUGGCCUGGCCUGGUCUGGCCUGUUUCUCCCAUAGAGCUAAGAGGAGCUGGCCUCGCCUCUCCUGGCCUGGUCUGGUCUGUUUCUCCCAUAGAGCUAGCUAGAGGGCUCUGCUUUGCACCUGUGCGACAAUGUCUUGUGUGACAGCAUGUGCUGCACCAUAGAGGUCUGUCUAAGUCUAUGGUCGCUCUCCCAAGUCGUACAUCCUCGUGACAAUGGCCCACUGGACUGUCAACCUUCUUUUUGACCUCUUCUUCUUCUUCUGUCUUAUCGGCCUUUAGUUCUAUGGUGAUGUAUUUCCUGUUCCUGUUUAGGUAAUGAAACCCCGUCCGCAAGCCAAAGCCUCUGACUCCCUGAAUGCUUGAACAUACUGAUUUUAUAUUGAGACAUGAGGAGCUUUAACACCCUGUAUAUUCCUGUAACAUACAUGUAUAUGUAAUAAUAAUAAUAAUAAUAACUACAAUGUCUAAUGGAGGAAGAUGAAGGACGACAACAAGCCUUGUUUUAAUGUAAUUCUCUCUAACCUUGGGGUCAACAACAAGCCUUGUUUUAAUGUAAUUCUCUCUAACCUUGGGGUCAAUAACAAGCCUUGUUUUAAUGUAAUUCUCUCUAACCUUGGGGUCAAUAACAAGCCUUGUUUUAAUGUAAUUCUCUCUAACCUUGGGGUCAACAACAAGCCUUGUUUUAAUGUAAUUCUCUCUAACCUUGGGGUCAACAAGCCUUGUUUUAAUGUAAUUCUCUCUAACCUUGGGGUUAACAACAA